Molecule: messenger RNA, 444 nt
Organism: Trichoplax adhaerens
Lineage: Eukaryota; Metazoa; Placozoa; Uniplacotomia; Trichoplacea; Trichoplacidae
Exons: 1
Biological process (GO): G protein-coupled receptor signaling pathway
Cellular component (GO): membrane
Molecular function (GO): G protein-coupled receptor activity
Source: RefSeq, a predicted model, not a curated record
CCUCUUCGUAUUGAUGUAACCUACCUCAUUUUUAGUAUCACAACAAGUUUCCUUGGACUUAUUGGUAACUCUAUCGUUUUAUUGGUAAUAAUGUUGAAUUAUCAAAAAUCGAAAAAGUCAAUUGCAACGCAUUAUAUAGCCAGUCUUGCUCUAUCAGAUCUAUUGGUUUCUCUUAUCUAUUCGCCAACGACUAUAUUACAAUCUGUCUAUCGCGGCUAUUGGAUUAUGGGUGCCUUUUUGUGCUACUUUUCUCGCUAUAGUCGUUUCAUUGCUAUGUUUGCGAGCAUGCUAACACUAACCACGAUUGCUUUUGAUCGCUAUCAAGCAAUUUGUAAGCCUUUGCAAUGCACACGAACGGUAGUUAGAACUAGGAAAAUCAUCUUGUUUAUCUGGCUGACGAGUUGCGUUAUAUGUUCACCAGAUCUAUUUCUGAUGGAUUAUAGU